Penicillium olsonii is the source of this 1743-nucleotide messenger RNA. NCBI's taxonomy places the organism in Eukaryota, Fungi, Ascomycota, Eurotiomycetes, Eurotiales, Aspergillaceae. The record is from the annotation of a GenBank genome assembly.
AUGUCCAAAUUAUCCCGGCUCCACGAGCUGCUGAUCGUAAAAAGAGCCGACGGAGAUGGCGUCGCUCGCCCAGUGAACAUGCUGGACAAUGAUUCCAUCCGACCAACCUCCCUCAAGGAUCGCACAUGGACUCAACUGACCUAUAUCAUGUUCUGGUUCUCGGCAACAGCGAACGUCAGUAAUUUAUACACGGCCUCCACGGGCAUGGCCAUGGGACUCACCAUCUGGGAGGCCAUCGGAUGCUCCUUCGGCGGGCAGAUCAUGGCCGGGUGCCUGAUGGCGCUAAACGGGCGGGGUGGGGCGGUGUAUCGCAUCCCCUUCCCGGUGCUUUGCCGCGCCAGUUUUGGCACCUGGGGGGCUUUGUGGCCCACCUUCAACCGCGCGGUCAUGUCCAUUGUAUGGAAUGGUGUCAAUUCAGUUCAAGGUGCUCAAUGCUUAUAUGUUGUUUUACAUGCCAUAUUCCCCUCGAUUGAGAAUAUCCCUGAUAAGAUGGGCUCAAAGUCUGCCCUUACCUCGGCGCAGAUGAUGUGCUUCUUCGUUUAUUGGCUCAUUAAUUGCGCAUUCCUGGUAGUACCAGUCCCAAAAAUGAAGUCGCUGGUGUAUGUCAAAGUUGCAGUCUACUUUGCAGCAGCUUUUGCGAUGCUAGGAUGGACAGUCUCCAUCGCUGGUGGCUCUUUGAAAUCACUGAAUGCGCCUUCAGCCGUCCAAGGCACUGAGAAGAGCUACCUCAUCUUCAAAUUCCUGUUUUUAGGACUCGCCAGUUGUGGAACUUUUAUUUCCAAUGCCUCCGAUCUUCAACGAUAUGCAAGGAAGCCAAAUGAUGUUCUUAUAGGACAAAUCAUUGGCUUCCCACUAUCCAACUUCAUCAUUGCCAUCUUGGGGAAUCUCAUCGCAUCCGCCAGCAAAUCCAUUUUCGGAGAGCUCAUAUGGAAUCCACUGGUCUUCUUGGACAAAUUAAUGGAAGGAGAACGAUACACCCCCGGCAACCGAGCUGCUUGUGCCUUCAUUGGGCUAGCAUUCGUGUAUUCAACAGUCUUCUCGGCCAUUUUUGAAAACUCCAUUCCGGCCGGAAAUGAUAUUGCUGCCCUCAUGCCAAAGUACAUCUCAAUCAAACGAGGCUUUUUCAUCUGUGCAGGUACGAAGACUUCAGUCCAGCGCAAUUACACCAAGUUAAUUUUUCUCUCAAUAGUCUUCUCAUACGCAAUCUGCCCCUGGUAUCUCCUUUCCUCGGCGUCCAUAUUCAUCACUUUCCUCUCCUCUUACCAAAUCUUCCUCUCGGCAAUCACUGGAAUUCUUGUCUGCGACUACUACCUCAUCCGACGGGGCUUGCUCAACAUCCCAGCACUAUACAUCUCAAGUCCAACUCCCUAUCGAUUCUUCCACGGUUUCAAUCCUCGAGCAUUCCUUGCUUAUGUUGUGGCUAUCGCACCUAACUUCUAUGGGUUCCUACAUCAAAUGGGCGUCAAAGCGCCACGAGGAAUUGAGCGGUUCUAUUACAUUGCUUACCCCACUGGUUUAAUCAUUGGCUUUGUCGUCUACUAUCUAAGCUGCUUGGCUUCCAAUCCGCCUGAAAUGCAGAAGUCACCUGGCUGGAUGGAACCAAAAGAUUACGUGGAAGAUGGUGAUCUUGGUGCGAGUCAGGGUCUACCCAUUGACUCUAUAGACGUGACGCCAGGUUUUGCUGAAAAGGGAGAAUUCUCGAUCACUGAAUCGUCCCGCAGGAAGAAUGGCUCUUUCUCGUGA